Messenger RNA from Sander lucioperca (pikeperch), 2069 nucleotides. It is a transcript of the gene aldh3b1, whose product is annotated as aldehyde dehydrogenase 3 family, member B1. NCBI's taxonomy places the organism in Eukaryota, Metazoa, Chordata, Actinopteri, Perciformes, Percidae. Bases 107 to 1516 code for a protein of 469 amino acids. Gene Ontology annotation, molecular function: aldehyde dehydrogenase (NAD+) activity. Gene Ontology annotation, cellular component: cytoplasm. Gene Ontology annotation, biological process: aldehyde metabolic process. The record is from RefSeq and is a predicted model, not a curated record. The transcript is spliced from 10 exons.
UAUGCUGUUACGUAACAUCAGGUGCUGAGGGGGAAGCGGAACUACUAGUUUACUACUAGUUUCUUCGGCGCAGCAGCUACGGGAUACUAUACCAACAGGUGACAGGAUGGACACCCAGAGGCAGGUUGUGGACAGGUUGCGGUCAGCGUUUCGUUCAGGCAUCACAAUACCGGAGCAGUUUCGUCAAACCCAGCUGACCAUGCUUAUGGCCAUGAUCCAAGAUAAUGAGGAACAGAUUUUAAAUGCACUGCACAAAGACCUCGCAAAGCCAAAAUUUGAGGCCAUUAUGUCGGAGAUUGAUAUUGCGAUCAAUGAGCUGCACUACGCCAUCGCUAACCUCACAAGCUGGAUGAAGCCAGAGUAUGCCGGCACAAACCUGGCCACAAAGCUUGAUGACUGUUCUGUGCGGAGGGAACCAUUAGGAGUUGUGUUGAUCAUUGGGGCGUGGAACUAUCCCCUGCAACUCCUUAUCUUACCUUUGAUUGGAGCCAUUGCUGCAGGAAACUGUGCGGUCAUCAAGCCUUCAGAGGUCAGCGCCGCCACAGACAGUCUGAUGGCAGAGCUCAUCCCCAAAUAUUUGUCUCAGGACUGUUAUGCGGUUGUUUCUGGAGGAGCAGAGGAGACCAAGGCACUUGUGCAGAAUCGCUUUGACCACAUCUUCUACACAGGUUCUCAGACUGUGGCCCGCAGCAUCCUGCGGGCAGCCUCAGACCACCUGACCCCCGUGACGUUGGAACUGGGCGGCAAGUGUCCGUGCUUGAUAUACGGCCAGGUGAACAUGGCCUCCGCCGCUCAGCGCUUGGUGUGGUCAAAGUAUUUUAACGCCGGCCAGAGCUGUGCGGCCCCGGACUAUGUGCUGUGCUCGCAGGCCACCCGGGACGCCCUGCUGCCUGCACUGCGCCAGACCCUGGAGGACUUCUACGGCAAGGACCCUCAGACCUGUCCUGACGUGUCCCGCAUUGUGUCACCCCGACACUGGACGCGACUGAUGGACCUGCUCGGCCGGUCCAGAGGCAAGGUUGUUGUGGGAGGAGAGGGAAACCAGGAGGACAAGUACAUAGCUCCCACAGUGGUGGUGGACGUGGCUGAAGACGACGCUCUGAUGGAGGAGGAGAUCUUCGGCCCCAUCCUGCCCAUCAUCACUGUCGAGUCCCUGCAGGAAGGCAUCGACUUUGUCAACCGCAAAGAGAAGCCGCUGGCCCUCUAUGUCUUCUCUGAAGAAUCCUCCAUAGUAAACGCUGUGCUGGAGAAGACCAGCAGCGGAGGAUUCUGCUCCAAUGACGGGAUCGUCCACAUGACCCUGCCAACCCUGCCCUUUGGGGGCGUAGGGGCCAGCGGUUGGGGCAGUUACCACGGCCGCUGGAGCUUCGAGACGUUCAGCCACCGGCGGGCCGUCAUGCUGCGCGGCUGGGCUUUGGAGAGACUCAACAGCCUGCGCUACCCACCUUACAGCGAACAGAAACUGAGCUGGCUGCGCUGGACCACCUCGGCCAAGUCCAGCUGCUCUCUCAUGUGAUGACAGGCAGUGUGUGUGCGUGUGCGUGCAACUGGAUGUAUGAAUGUGAAUGUUCAGGAAAUUCAACUGGAAAUGGGAUUAAUCAUUCUUUUUUUUUUUUUUUUUUAAAUCUGUGUUUGUGUAUAUUACUGGAUGUCUGUGCCCCACUUGACUCCUUCUAUCUGCUGAAGCAGACCUCUGUGACACUGUACUCCUCUUCCUGUCACCAUUGUAUUUGGAUCUUGUAUCUACAGUGCUUUUAGAACAUACGCUUAGCUUUUUAUUUAUUUGGGUUGGCACAACACAUGCUAUUUUAUUGGUAAAGCAAAUUAAACUGGCUCAGGUGUGUAGAAUGCACGCUUAUUUAUUAUCCUCUCGCACUCAGAUUUUGACAUGGUGAAACGUAAGUUACAGCGUUUGUUUUUUUUAAUAACUUUUGUCAUUGUAAGUCUUUUGUAUUGUUUUGGUUAAUUGGUUUAUUUUCUCUUGGUGUCUGCCGGGUUUGAAAUGUCUUGUCUGUGUUUUAAUACUGUUUUUCAUAAAAUUCACCCCCUGCAUAUUAUUAUAAUAAUAA